AUGCUCCACAGAAAGCAUCAGCCUGGACAAUCUACGCUCACUUGGGAUGAUGCUUCCAAGCUUCUCAGGUCCGCCGCAAUGGAGCCAAAUUACACAACUGCCCCAAUGCUGCAUGCUCAGGCCGCCAAACAAGGCGUACUCUCGGAUUUGCCCACUGCCACUCGUCUGCUCACGGUUUACUCGAGACGUAAGGAAUUUGUGUCCUGUUUGGAUCUGUUCGGCGAAAUUCUCGAUAAAGAUGUCGUGUUCUGGAAUGCCAUGAUGAGCGCGUGCGUCGAGAACAAGCGUUUCCAAACCGCAGUCGGUUUUUUUGAGAAAAUGGUCCGUGGGGCCCACGGGUUCGACCACACGACCCUUCUCGUAGUUCUAUCCGUAUUUUCGAACCUGAAAAGCCUCGGGCACGGUAAAAUCGUUCACGGGCUGGGUUUGAAAUCCGGGAUGCUUUCCGAAACUGUUUUGAGUAAUAACCUGGUUGAUAUGUACGCCAAGAGUGGAGAUUUGAGUUCAGCCCAGUCUGCUUUUUCCGAGAUAGAAUGCAAAGACCAAAUCUCGUGGAACUCGAUCAUCAGUGGGUGUUUCCACAACGGCCGGCCUGAGAAGUCCCUUUCGUAUUUCAUGCGGAUGGUUUCCUCCGGAAGCCAAGCGGAUGACACGGGCCUCUCUUGUGCAAUGGCGGCUUGUACUUGCCUGCAGGCGUAUGACUUUGGUCGAGGGAUUCACGGGCUGGGAUUCAAAUCGGGCUAUUUGGAUAGUAUCUCAGUUGCCAACUCUCUUAUCUCGUUCUACUCUCAGUCACGAGAUAUAUGCGCGGGGGAAUUUAUCUUCUUUCAACAAAUGACAGCCAAGAAUGUAGUUUCUUGGAAUGCCAUGAUCAAGGGUCUUUUUGUGUGUGGGGAAAAUGCGAAAGGGUUUACUCUUUUGCGUGAGAUGCAGUUUGUGGCAUUUAUCCAACCCGACAUGACAACAUUAGUUACUGUAAUUCCGUAUCUGGCCGAGCUAAUGCUUUUACGGGAAGGAAAAGCUGCUCACGGCUGCGUAAUUAGGAGGGAAAUGAUGUCAGAAGUAUCAGUCGUCAACGCUCUCAUUAAUUUGUAUUCCAAGUGUGGAAACGUGAAAAAGGCUGAAUUUUUAUUCUCGAUCAUGCCUAAGAAGGACUCAGUGGCUUGGAACACUAUGAUAUUCGGCUACUCCCAAAACGGGAAAUCUCGGGAAGCACGAAAACUAUUCAAGAAAAUGAUGGGUAGUUACACGGCACGCUCGUUGGCGACUCUACUGGCUAUUAUUCCAUCUUGCGACUCUCAAGAAUCACUUCAGUUCGGGAGAUCGAUUCAUGGUUGGAGUAUGAAAUUGGGAUUUUCAAACCACAUAUAUGCCUCGAACUCAAUCAUGCACAUGUACAUCAAUUGUGGGGUCCCAUCGGAUGCCUUUGCAUUAUUCGAGAGUCUACUGAAAAAGGCUGAUAUCACCUGCUGGAACACCAUUAUAGUUGGCUGCAGUCAGAAAGGCCAUUUCCGCGAAGCUUUGGUAUUUUUGGACCGAAUGAGAAAAAUGUACUCCCAACUCCAUCCGAAUUCCAUAACCCUAGUAAAUGCCAUAUCGUCUUGUGGGAAUCUCGGUUUACCGAUUCACGGAAAGCUACUUCACGGCCUUGCGGUAAAAUCCGGAGCAAGUACUAAUCUGCAGGUGCAAAACUCACUAGUGACGAUGUACGGCAGAGUAGGGGAUACCGAGAGUGCAAAAGCGGCUUUCGACCUCAGUAGUGGCCACAAUUUAUGUUCUUGGAAUUGCCUGAUAUCGGCUGUCUCACAGAACGAUGAUGCCAAAAUCGCACUCGAACUCUUUCGCUCACUUGAGUUCGAGCCAGACGAGAUCACCAUAUCUACAGUCCUCUCGGCUUGUGCUCAACUCGGGGAUGUAACUUACGGCACACAGAUACAUGGACACGUUGUCCGGUUUAAUUUCCACAAAAACCCCUAUAUAUCUUCUGCUCUUAUAGACAUGUACAGCAAUUGCGGGAAGCUAGACGUAGCCGAACGGGUUUUCUCGGGCUCGCCCAAAAAAUCGGUCUCUGCUUGGAAUUCAUUGAUUUCGGGCUACGGGUUUCACAACUCGAGCCCAAAAGCAGUUGAAAAAUUCCAAGAAAUGGUCCGUUCAGGUGUCCGACCCACAAACGGCUCGUUCACGAGCCUCCUCUCUGCCUGUGGUCACUCAGGGAUGAUUGACGACGGCCGGAAGUAUUACGAGCAAAUGUGGUCUGAAUUCAACGUGCGGCCCACGACCGAGCACCAUGUGUGCAUGGUCGACAUGUUGGGCCGGGCCGGGAAAUUGAACGAGGCCUUUGAUUUUGUCAGGAGUUUGCCGGGCAAGAGUGAGGCGGGGGUGUGGGGCGCCCUCCUGAGUGCGUGCGGGUAUCAUGGGGAUCUCGAGAUGGGGAGGAAAGUCGGGGAGGUCUUGUUUCGGCUGGAGCCGGAAAACGUGAGUUAUUAUGUGGCUUUGUGUAAUAUGUACGUUGGUGCGGGUAUGUGGGAGGAGGCUGUGAGGUUGAGGGCUGUGAUUCAGGAAAAACAACUGAAGAAAGAGGCUGGUUAUAGUUCUGUUGAUGUUGGUGUGAGGUGA
Molecule: messenger RNA, 2616 nt
Organism: Striga hermonthica
Lineage: Eukaryota; Viridiplantae; Streptophyta; Magnoliopsida; Lamiales; Orobanchaceae
Source: the annotation of a GenBank genome assembly